This is a messenger RNA of Ipomoea nil (Japanese morning glory), 1392 nucleotides long. RefSeq names its product mitochondrial uncoupling protein 1. Gene Ontology annotation, molecular function: oxidative phosphorylation uncoupler activity. NCBI's taxonomy places the organism in Eukaryota, Viridiplantae, Streptophyta, Magnoliopsida, Solanales, Convolvulaceae. The record is from RefSeq and is a predicted model, not a curated record. Gene Ontology annotation, biological process: mitochondrial transport; mitochondrial transmembrane transport. The coding region runs from base 256 to 1182 and encodes 308 amino acids. Gene Ontology annotation, cellular component: mitochondrial membrane. The transcript is spliced from 9 exons.
UUGCGUAAGUCGCCAUAGCAAAUUGGGUGCCUUUAUAACGCUUUCCGAGAUUCCGACCCGCAACGCUCUCCUUCCCUGUCUCCUCAAGUGCUCUGUCUAUAUUUCCUCAUUCUUACCAAAAUCAGUGUUUUCCGUCUCUCUUUAUAUAAACAAAAUCUAUCUUCUUCUCCUUCCUUCUCUUCCUGCUGCCCCGCUCACGGUGAUCUGCGUAAAACGCUAACGCCAGGAUUUGGUCACAUUUCUCCGUUGCUAACGAUGGGAGGUGAUCACGGGAACGCCAAAUCGGACAUAUCGUUUGCUGGUACCUUUUCCAGUAGCGCUUUUGCCGCUUGCUUCGCCGAGAUUUGUACUAUCCCAUUGGAUACUGCUAAGGUUAGGCUUCAGCUUCAAAAGAAAGCUGUUGAAGGAGAUGGAAUGACUUUACCAAAGUACAGGGGAAUGUUGGGUACAGUUGGAACAAUUGCCAGGGAAGAAGGUCUAGCUGCUCUGUGGAAGGGUAUUGUACCAGGAUUACAUCGUCAAUGUCUAUUUGGUGGCUUACGAAUUGGGUUGUAUGAACCUGUAAAGAACUUUUAUGUGGGUAAAGAUCAUGUUGGGGAUGUGCCACUGUCAAAGAAAGUCCUUGCUGCACUCACAACUGGUGCUCUGGGCAUAACGAUUGCAAACCCUACUGAUCUUGUUAAGGUGAGGCUUCAAGCUGAAGGCAAAUUACCUCCUGGUGUGCCAAGGCGUUAUUCUGGAGCAUUAAAUGCUUAUUCUACGAUAGUGAGACAAGAAGGAAUUGCAGCUCUGUGGACUGGAAUUGGACCAAAUAUUGGGCGAAAUGCUAUAAUAAAUGCAGCUGAAUUAGCAAGUUAUGACCAAGUGAAGCAGACAAUUCUAAAGAUUCCUGGGUUCACAGACAAUGUGCUUACUCAUCUUUUAUCCGGUCUCGGAGCUGGUUUCUUUGCAGUCUGCAUAGGGUCCCCAGUUGAUGUGGUUAAGUCGAGAAUGAUGGGAGAUUCAACAUACAAAAAUACACUGGAUUGUUUUGUGAAGACUUUGAGGAAUGAUGGACCGCUUGCAUUCUAUAAAGGCUUUAUACCAAACUUCGGUCGUCUAGGCUCAUGGAAUGUGAUAAUGUUUUUAACUCUAGAGCAGGCUAAGAAGUUUGUUAGAGAUUUAGAGUCAUCUGGAAGAUAAAGAGUAUGGUUUCUCAAAACAGAAGUCAUUACAGCGCAGCCACAAUUCAAUGUGAUUUUUUUUGUUUUCCUUUAAAUUGUUCGUGAUAGUGAAUAAAAUAGCAUAAUUGUGAAAACUGAAAUGCUAUAACUACCAAAAUUUGAGACCUCCAUUGGUUGCCACAUUGUUUCCCCCCGUCAUAAGUACGGCAAGUUUUUCUUUUGUUUUUCA